CUCGCUACUCCUCUCAACACUUCCAGGGCCGCCACCACCUACACAGUCUCUCUCUCUCUCCUCUGCUUCGCUUACUUCAUCAACGAUAAGAACCCCCCAAGUCCUUCCCAAUCAGUCAAUUCCCGCAGCACACUUCACUCUCCUCGCCUCUCAUCCCUUGCGGAAACCCAUUUCCCAAAAUUCUAAAUUUUCAAAAUAUUAUCUUGAAAUCCGAUUGAUAUCACAACAACCCAAUUUCCAAAAAUUUUUAAUUUAAUCAGAAAAAUCGAUUUUUUUUGAGAAUUUGAGUUGACUGAGCUGCUUUAAUGGCGUCGUCGGAAGACGUGGGGAGCAUGAUGGAGCCGUGGGCUUUCAGGCCCAACACCUUCGCGGACUCCUGCAUCUCCGACGCCUUCGCUCGUGACACCAAAACCCUCACCAUGGCCCUCCAGAAGUCCAUCUCCAGCAACCCGGAGCUGCUCGAUUUUUCCUCUGACGAUUUGUUCAUGCCGUUUCUCAACACCAUCUUCCAAACACCCGAGACAGCACCCACCCCCACCGUUUCUGGACUUUCCGGCUCGGACGACCUCGAGUCCGUGGCCGCACCGCUGAAAAAGCAGCAGAGAAGCGUGAUUCCGGUGGCGCAUGGCGGUGGUAAGGUUUCGAAACGGAAGUCGCGCGCGUCGAAACGGUCCCAGACGACUUUCAUCACCGCGGACCCGAGCAACUUCCGACAGAUGGUGCAACAGGUGACCGGAGUCAGAUUCGGUAACGGACAGGUCACUAUGCAGUCGGUUCUGAAGCCGGAGCCACACAGACCCGGUAGCCUGUUGCCCGGAGGGGUUGGCGUCUGCAUGCCGACACUCGAUACGUCGGCGUAUCUUUUGGAUCAUCACAAUCAUGAUCAGCAGCUGAUGGGGCCCACUUCGACGAGGAUAGCUACUGGGCCUUGGCAUGGGCCCAACACGACGUUGACCGGGUCUGGCCCAGUGUCUUUUGGCGGGACGGGUGGCGUCGACGUGGCUUCUAGCGGUGGCGUUGCGUCUGGGGGAUUAGGUUUUGACUCGUUUGCGAGCUUUCCCACCUUGGAGUCGUGGAAGGUCAUGUGAGUGUGCGGAGAGAUCCGUUUGACUUUGACGAACCAUCAUGUGACACGUGGGCGGUGAUGUGCACGAUGACGUAUCUCUGUGUCUGUUUUUUUAAUUAAUUUUGGUUAUUAGUGUUUUGUUUUGUUCCCUUAAUUUAAUUUCUUUUGAUUAGCAGUGGAAUUAUGGUGUAUUGACCUUUCAUUAGUCCAGCUUAAUGAAUUAGAGUUUUGUGCA
Messenger RNA from Pyrus x bretschneideri (Chinese white pear), 1301 nucleotides. RefSeq names its product calmodulin-binding protein 25. Gene Ontology annotation, cellular component: nucleus. The transcript has a single exon. Gene Ontology annotation, molecular function: calmodulin binding. NCBI's taxonomy places the organism in Eukaryota, Viridiplantae, Streptophyta, Magnoliopsida, Rosales, Rosaceae. The coding region runs from base 306 to 1088 and encodes 260 amino acids. Gene Ontology annotation, biological process: response to osmotic stress. The record is from RefSeq and is a predicted model, not a curated record.